UGGAAGAAGAAAAAGUUGCACCUCCUUCAACCACCACAACUCCACAAGUACACUUUGGCGGGAAAUAAUAAAAGAUUGUCACGGAAGUUUCGGUUCUCCCCAAACCCCCACGAAACAUUCCUCUUCCCGAAACCCAUACUCCAGCCGUUCCCCUUCUCCACUCACACUAUAAACUCACUCUCUUUCUCUCUCUUCCAAGCUUUCAUCAAUGGCGGUCCUCAGGUCUCGAAAAACACCCCCUCUAUCUCCCCCUUCAUCUUCCAAAACCCUAGAAAAAGGGUUUAUCGAACCUUCAACUCCCUCUAAAACCACCGAAUCUUCACUAAAUUGUGACAUGUCUAGCCCUAAUUGUGCCGAAUUACACUCCAAUUCGACUACGGUUGACGUUCCACCUAGACGGCGAAGUCUUCGUCUCUUAUCGAAGUUGAAUUCUGAGGAGACUGAGAUUUCCCGCAAUUCUUGUUCUAGUUUGAGCACGAAGCGUCGGAGAAAUGGGAGUGUUAUUACGAGUGAUCAAAUUUGUUUGCAGAAUGUUGAAGUUGUUAAUGGUGAUGAUAGUUUAGGUUCAAUUUUAGUGGAAAAAAGUAGUGUUAGGGUUUCUGAUUGUGAUUUAAUGGUGACAGAAACAUCAUCUGAUUGUCCGAAUGAGGUGGAAAUGAAAGAAGAAAAUGGACAUUUGAGUUUGCCAUCCGGUUCGAAAAUUAUUAAGACAUCAUUGGAAGUGGAUGAAGAGGUGAAGGAAAUUGAUAAAGGAAAGGCUAUAUUGAUUGAAGGAGAUGAUGAUAUUGAGGAUGGGGGAAAGAUGGCGGAAGGUGGUUCGAGUUUGAAUUGGGAGGAUGAGGAAUUAGAGAGCUCAAGUAGAAGAUUUACUAGAGAGGAGAAGGGGAAAGGUGUAGUAGUGGUGGAGUCAGAGGAUGAUGAUAUUGAUUUGGAUGAUUUAGUUGAAUUCGCUGCGAAUGUUGAUUUGAAUGGUGAGAAUGAGAUGGAAGAUAUAGUGAACGAGAUGGAUGUUGAUGUUCGUGAUAAUGUGGUGAUUAGGGAGGGUAUAGAGAAGCUUAAGGACCGUUUCAAGAAUUUCGCAAGGCGAAAUGCUUCAAGAUUUGCUCAUUUUAAUCCGGAGCGGGAGGGAGAGAAUCGUGUGGAGGCCGAGGUUGAAGGGGAAAUGCCACCGGAAGAACCAGCUGAGAAUGUUGAGGAUUGGCCAGGACCGUUUUCGACUGCCAUGAAGAUUAUAAGAGAGAGGGAAAAGAAUUUGAAUUGUCAAGUGCGAGACUCGAGUUCUGUCAAAGGUGGCUUUCCUUUAGUUUCUUGGACACCUAGGAAGGAAAGGGACCUUGAGUGGAGGAAACGAGUUGCGCCUUCAUUGCAAAGUUUGUGCUUGAAUAUUCUUGCAAAAAAUGUUGAUGCAAUUACUUCUCUUAAGUAUGUACCAGAUGCAUUGAGGAACAAGCUUAGUGAAUUGCUGUGUGAUUCCAGGAAGAUGAAUCCGCAUUUUCUCAAUCUUCUUCUUGAUGGCUCUCCUGCAGAAUUACGUCUUGCAGAUUGCUCGUGGCUAGAGGAGCGUGUAUUUGAGGAAUCAUUUGAGGCUUGCGACAUUAAACACUUGACGGUUUUACAACUUGACCUGUGCGGGCACUGUUUAUCUGACUCUUCAUUGCACAAGGCCUUAGUACCAAAAGGGUUACCAGCAUUGACAACUAUUUCUUUGAAAGGUGCUUGCCGUAUUUCAGAUGGUGGGCUAGCUGCGCUAGUUUCUUCUGCCCCUGCCUUGAGAUCAAUAAAUCUCAGUCAAUGCUCUCUUCUAACAGAUGUUGGCAUUGACAGUAUUGCUAAUUCUUUAGGGUCGAUUUUGCAAGAACUAUAUCUUGAUGAUUGUGAUACCUUAGAUGCAAUGUGUAUUCUUCCUACACUCAAGCGGCUGAAAUAUUUGGAAGUCCUGUCACUAAGGGGCAUAGUCAGUGUUUCUGACAAAUUUAUCAGAGAAUUAAUUAGUACAAGUGGUCAGAACAUGAAGGAGCUUGUUUUGGCUAACUGUGUAAAUCUGACUGAUUCUUCUUUGAAGCUCAUUGCUGAAAUGUGUUCUCAGUUACAUGUCCUUGAUCUUAGCUGUCUGGGAAAGUUGACUGAUAUUGGCAUGGCACAUCUUACAAAUGGUUGCCGCACAAUUCAAGAACUGAAACUCUGUCGUUCCCCAUUCAGUGAUGAUGCUAUUGCUGCGUUCAUUGAAACUUCUGGAGAAUCUCUGAGAGAGUUAGCUCUAAAUCACAUUCGCAAGGUCGGUCAGAAUACCACCAUUUCUCUAGCUAGGCGUUGCAGGAAUCUUGAAAGCUUGGAUCUCUCAUGGUGUCGCCAUCUUCCAGACGAGGCACUGGGUUUAAUUGCUGACAGCUGCCUGUCCCUGAAGUUGCUCAAACUUUUUGGUUGCACACAGGUUAGUAGUGUUUUUGUGGAUGGACACUCAAACCCACAUCUUCAUAUUGUUGGGUUGCAGCUGACUCCAAUUCUAGACCAUAUCAAGAGGCCGGAUUUUCAACAAGGACCCUUGCACUAUUCUGUAGUGCCUCCAUAUUGAUUCUUGGAUUUGCUGGUCUGCGUCGUUUCAUUUUGCUAGGGUAACUUUUUUUCAGAUUUUGUAGAUUUUCAUCCAUGUUUAGUGGUUCAGCCCAUUCAUCUGGCAAUUUUGUGGCUGUUGUAUUUCUUGGUCUCUCCUUCCCCUUCAAUUUUUUUUGGCAGAGGGAGAGUUACAGCUAGGUCAGAUAUGGGUUUAUUUUUUGAUCAGGAAACUGGGAUCGCAGUUAGCAGAAGUUGCUACAUUUUAACAAUGUUAUGAACAGCUUAAUACAACCACAUUAACAUAGCAAACAAUUGUUUAUCUACGUAUAUGUAGACUGCAGUGAUUUUGUUUACUUGUUAUACAUGGAUCAGAGUUGGGAUAGUA
Molecule: messenger RNA, 2938 nt
Organism: Beta vulgaris subsp. vulgaris (sugar beet)
Lineage: Eukaryota; Viridiplantae; Streptophyta; Magnoliopsida; Caryophyllales; Amaranthaceae
Exons: 6
Coding region: 209-2572 (787 amino acids)
Biological process (GO): SCF-dependent proteasomal ubiquitin-dependent protein catabolic process
Cellular component (GO): cytoplasm; SCF ubiquitin ligase complex
Source: RefSeq, a predicted model, not a curated record